AUGCCCGCAAGAUUCAAAAAGACGGGCGGCGCACAGAACCCCCCAGGUCCGCGCGUCCUGUACUGGUUCCGCACGGACCUGCGCCUCCACGACUCGCCGGGCCUGACGCACGCCUUGUCUCUGAACCCCUCCGCCGUGAUCCCGCUGUGGAUGUGGGACCCGCACUACGUGUACCGGCAGCGCGGGGCGGCGAACCGGUGGCACUUCCUCGUCGAGAGCAUGCGGGACCUCUCGCAGAGCCUGACGGCGCUGAACGCGCGGCAGAAGCUGUUCGUGGUGCGCGCGGCCGCCGGACCCGCGAGGACGUUGGCCGCGCUCAUGCGCAAGUGGAAGAUCGACGUGCUCGUCUUUGAAAAGGACACCGACGCGUACGCCACCCGCAGGGAUCGCGACGUCGUCAAGGUCGCCGAGGACAUGGGCGUGCGGGUCGUCAGCCCGAGUGGGCGCACGCUGUUCGACUCCGAGGAGGUCGUCAGGAUGAACGCCGGGAAGCCCACCAUGAGUAUGGCCCAGCUGGUCAAGGCCGCGGAGAAAAUCGGCGACGGAAUGCCCGCGAAGCCGUUGGACAAGCCGACCAGCUUGCCGGAUCCUCUCGAUGAGGAGGAGAUGGAUCUGUCGGAUCUCGAACAGGAAUUGUCUGGUGACGGAGAAGGACCCCGAAAAGCACCGCCCAGCUGGCCUGGUGUCGACGGGAUGGACUACAACGCCGUUCAGAGAACGCUGGGCCUCGACAAAGACACGCAGUACUCUUCUGGGGUCAUGGGGCCGGACCGCGACUUCUCGGUCCCGACUCUAGAGGAGAUGGGAAUCGACCGGUCGUCAGUGACGACGCCCCACAAAGGAGGCGAGACCGCCGGACUGGCGCUCCUCGAACGCCACGUCGCAGAUGAAGAGUACAUCUCGACGUUUGAGAAACCGGCGACCGCCCCGACGGCGUUCGAGCCCGCGGCCACGACGUUGCUGAGUCCGCACAUGCAUUUCGGGACCGUCUCCUGCCGCCGGUUCUGGUGGGACGUGCAGGCCGUGCUGGAGAAGAGGCGCAAGGAAAAGAAACGCGUCAGCGACCAGCCCGUCAAUAUCCCAGGUCAGCUGCUCUUCCGCGACAUGUAUUUCGCCGCGCACGCGCAGGUCGGGGCCGUCUUUGGCCAGACGGUCGGCAAUCCCGUCGCGAGGUUCAUCCCGUGGCACCUGCAGUCGAGGUACUCGACCGACGGGGACGGUAGGCCGGUCAGCGACGGCACGUACGUGGUCGACGACGCGCAGGCCGAAGAGUACUUCCAGCGGUGGAAGCACGGGCGCACGGGGUUCCCCUGGAUCGACGCCCUGAUGCGCCAGUUGAAGCAGGAGGGCUGGAUCCACCACCUCGGCCGCCACGCCGUGGCCUGUUUUCUCACUCGCGGCGGCUGCUACGUCUCGUGGGAGCGCGGCGCCGAGGUCUUUGAGGAGUGGCUCGUCGACCACGAGGUCGCGUGCAACGCCGGCAACUGGAUGUGGCUGUCCUGCACGGCCUUCUUCAGCCAGUUCUACCGCUGCUACUCCCCCGUCAGUUUUCCCAAGAAGUGGGACCCCGACGGCCACUUUGUGAGAAGGUACGUCCCCGAGCUGGCCCGCUUCGACAAGAAGUACAUCUACGAGCCGCACAGGGCGCCGAUCGCGGACCAGAAAGCGUGGGGGUGUCUGAUCAAGGGUGACGGUGGAGAUGGGAAACCGCCAAAACAAGGAGGGGAGUACAAGGUGUAUCCCAAGCCGAUGUUCGACUUUCAGGAGAGGAGACGGUUCUGUCUUGAUCGCAUGAAGGAGGCUUAUGAUGUAGGACUGUUUGGCGAUGAUGAGAGGGUUAUUAGCGGGAAAUGGAAAGAGUUGUUCGAUUUCAACGAUGCUGGGGCUCCGGCAAAGGAGGAGGCGAACGGUGAUGUGCCAAUGGCCGAAAAGCGGGCGAGAGACGACGAAGACGACGAUGGUCAUGAUGGUGCGGAGGAUGACGGGCAUCAGGACGUUGAUGGAAGAGACGACGCUGGUGUCAGUGACGAGAGUCAUGGUCGUCGCCGUGGGAGAAGGAAAGCUAUAAAGCGAGGUGACCCCGACAAUGGCACCCAGCAGCGAACCUUGGACAAGAUGGUAACCCGGAAGAGGAGGUAG
Molecule: messenger RNA, 2139 nt
Organism: Fonsecaea pedrosoi CBS 271.37
Lineage: Eukaryota; Fungi; Ascomycota; Eurotiomycetes; Chaetothyriales; Herpotrichiellaceae
Exons: 1
Coding region: 1-2139 (712 amino acids)
Biological process (GO): circadian regulation of gene expression; entrainment of circadian clock by photoperiod
Cellular component (GO): nucleus; cytoplasm
Molecular function (GO): FAD binding; DNA binding
Source: RefSeq, a predicted model, not a curated record